Messenger RNA from Didymodactylos carnosus, 594 nucleotides. The record is from the annotation of a GenBank genome assembly. NCBI's taxonomy places the organism in Eukaryota, Metazoa, Rotifera, Eurotatoria, Philodinida, Philodinidae.
AUGCUCAUUCUUUUUGAUCCUGUCACAAAGCACUGCACCGAGAUAACUCAAAUAAAACCCUAUCAGUCGAACAAAUUUCGACGCUGUGCUUGUCGUCAUGAUCGCCUAUUCAUUACCUACUGGGGACAAGAGAACGUUGUCGAAUUGUUUCGAAUCAGCACUUGGGAAAAAGAACAACGUUGGUUAAGUCCUGUCACAUGUCGUGCGAACGAAUUAAUCACUUGCAUUCAACUGAGUUCCAAUGAUCUGCUAGCCUUGUGCAUUCAAGAUGAAAAUAAUCGAUGUAGUCGACAAUUUCGCUUCGAACUUCGAGAUUUAACACUCAAUAUUCUUCACACUGUACCAUGUAGAGUUGAUACAGGCAUUUUCUCGCGUAUGACAGAGUUACCCGAUAAUAAUUGGGCUUUGUUGAAUGUGGAUGACAGUCUUAUUUUUGUAAUCAAGGCACAAGGCGAACUUAUUGACAGAAUUGAGUGGCCUCAUGAAUCACUAGUUAAUGUGGCUGUAGUGGGCGAAAACACAGUAGCUAUUCGCACAAGAGCCAAGAUCUUAUUUUAUGAUGUUCAAUUUCAUAGAGAUGGACAAAGACAAUGA